Messenger RNA from Schizophyllum commune H4-8, 1413 nucleotides. Its product is annotated as kinase-like protein. Gene Ontology annotation, biological process: protein phosphorylation. The annotation marks the transcript as partial. NCBI's taxonomy places the organism in Eukaryota, Fungi, Basidiomycota, Agaricomycetes, Agaricales, Schizophyllaceae. The transcript has 6 exons. The record is from RefSeq and is a predicted model, not a curated record. Gene Ontology annotation, molecular function: ATP binding; protein kinase activity.
UAUGGAGGACGAUAUCGACCUCACUGCUGCCACUACCAAGUCCCUCACGCGCCUUCGCAAGGAUGACCUCGUUCGGCUGUGCGAGUCUCGCGACAUCGACGUCUCCGGCACCAAGCCUCAGCUCGCCGAAGCUUUGGUGAAGUGGCGCGACACCCACCUCAUUGACCCGUCGCCCUCGUCAACUGGCACUGUCCGUCCGCCUUCGACCAUCAAGCGUCGGCCAGGCCUCAGGAACCGCUCAGACGGUGGCAGCAUCAGCCCACCCGUCCUCGAGCGCUCACAUCGCGUGCACCUGGAUGAGCCGAAGACACCGCCGCUGUCGCCGUCAAAUGACAAGCAGCCGGAGCCGGAACUCGAGCUUGACCUAGAGGCGUUGGGCUUGAAUGACCGCGAAAUCCCGCCAGAGAAGAUCACGAAGCUGGAGAAGAUCGGGAGCGGUGGCUUCAAGGAUGUCUUCAUCGGCAAAUGGGGCAAGCGCAAGGUCGCGAUCUCCGAGUUUAGGGGGCAGCUUACCGAGAUGGACAUCAAGGAGUUGAAGUUGCUCGGUGGGUUCAACCACGAGAACAUUGUUCGCUUCUUCGGUGUCAGUAUCCCCGAGAACUCGAGGGAGACGCCGGUCAUGAUCAUCAGCGAGCUCUGCACCAAUGGUGACCUGUUCGACUACAUCCGCAACGUCGACGCACCACCUCUGCACCGUAUCCUCCGCAUCAUGCUCAGUGUCGCCAAGGGCUUGGAGUACCUGCACUUGCGCAAGCCCUCCGUCAUCCAUCGCGACUGCAAGUCUUCGAACAUCCUUAUCACGAGGGACGGUUCGGCGAAGAUUGCGGACUUUGGCUUGGCCAAGGUCAAGCAGUCGACGCGGUCGAUGGUUCGCAGUCUGGUUGGCACAGUGAACUGGCAGGCGCCGGAGCUAUGGCACGCGCACCCGAAGUACAAUCACAAGGUGGAUGUAUUCUCAUGCGCCUUGGUCUACUGGGAGAUGAUGCAAUGGCAUCUGCCCAAGUCGAAGCGCAAGUACCCGUGGGAGGGUAUGAACGAGCACGCUAUCUACGAGGCGGUUGGGUCGAAGCGCCAGCGUCCGUCCGUCGCCGGUCUCCGCAAGCAAUAUUGCCCGGAGAUUGUCGACCUCAUGGAGCGAAUGUGGGCGCAGGAGCCCAAUGAGCGACCGACGAUGUCGCAGGUGGUGACGGAGGUCGAAAGCAUCCUGAAGCAGUACAAGCGCUAGAGUGUUCUUGGGACUUCUCAUCCGGUUCUCUUUUCUACCCUGCAAGCAUUUUUGUAUCCAGCAUCAUCAUCACUAAGUACCACCGCAUCUCUCAAAUAUCGCAGUUUAUUCCCUCACCUAUUAGCGCAUGUAUAGGCUCAUCGUAGGGCACUCCUCAUCAUAGCGUAUUGUACUCAAUGCAAUUCGUG